AGGCGGAAGGCACUUUGGGUCAGAGCGGCCUUGUGCCAAUGGCCAUGGAUCUCAACCAACACGCAAGUAGCACUCAGGAGCCUGAAGUUUGCUCUUCGUCGAAGCAACCGGUUGAUGACAUGAUUGGGGGCCGAGGCCGUUGUGGAGGCGAUGUUGAACCUGUUCUACGGGUUAGGAGGCUCCCGUGCACCGACCCCUAGACGAAGAGCCCGAGGUUCAUAUAUCCUCCAUGGUGAUUACUAUGAGAGCGACGACAGCGACGGCGACAACGAGGACAACAACAACGAAAGAGGUCAACAGUCUCCAGAGCUCGACGGGGCCGACAGGUCAAGGCGAUGCAGUGGGAGCGUUCCUAUUGAGGCCUUGCUCGACAAUGCCAAAUAUCGUCCUGCUCAGAGCACAGAGGACAGCGAGCGGCAUCAUGAUGGCGACGAGGAUGAGGGUGAGGCUUAUGGACAGCGUCGACGCAAACGACGUCGUUCCCAUGAGCCCUUGGCUAGCAUCAAGCGCCGUCGCUAUGGGCAUACCACUCGCCAACGCCCUACGAACACUACACGAUCGGUACUAAGUGAUCGGACGCCAGCACCUCGCACGCUCAGCCCGUCCUCGUCAUACACCACAUCAGACGAUUCAGAUACUGGGCAUGAUUUUACGACAUUUCAGGAAUGGCAACUUGACAACGUCAUACUGAAGCGGGUUGUUCUCCAUGGUGUAGCCACCUUUCAGUUACAGUUCGACUGGGACAUGUGUUCGAAGCAUGACAACGCGGACGAUGCUAUUCAUGACAAGCGCCGCCGAACAUUUGCAGGCUCGACCGGCCGAGUAAAUCGCAGCGAAGGUGCAAAAGCCAAGUUCACACCGGAAGAAGAUAGUUUCCUCCUUAAAUUGAAGGAGGGCGAAGACGGCCAGUCAUCUCAACAGCUCACCUGGUCAGAGAUUUAUCGGCGGUUCAACGCGAGAUUUCCGGGUCGACGAUCAUGUGGUUCUCUUCAAGUGCAUUACUGUACGAAGUUGAAGGGCCGAGAGGAGCCUUAGCACAUUGUUGGCAGUAUUAUAAUUUAUACAUUUGUUGGACUUUUACUAUCUUGGUUACGUGUUUUGUGAUUUUGCAGCUAAUGACCGAAAACUUAAUGGUAACAAAACAACUGAUCCUAUCAGUUCAAAGCCC
Messenger RNA from Ilyonectria robusta, 1168 nucleotides. RefSeq lists its product as uncharacterized. Bases 151 to 1035 code for a protein of 294 amino acids. The record is from RefSeq and is a predicted model, not a curated record. NCBI's taxonomy places the organism in Eukaryota, Fungi, Ascomycota, Sordariomycetes, Hypocreales, Nectriaceae. The transcript has a single exon.